AAGGCUAUACAAUCGAUCGACAAUCCAAAAUCCAAUGUCCAUUCUAAUAUUCAGACUUUCAGAGUUUAAUUAAGUAGUUCGGCGGUUUUUGUGGUAGCUGUUGUCCAUUAGAAUCACGUUGUUGUAUCUCAGUCACGUUUACUAGUAAUUUGCUACUAAUUUUGUAGAUCAUUUCUUUUGUUAAUCAAUACUCUUCAAAAGCUGGAAUGUCGAGGUUGCUGUUAGCAUUAAUUAAACGUUCGAAUUUCGUGACGUCCCAAACCAAAGGAUGUCGUCUUCCAUCGGCAACGUUCAAUCGUUCGCUGAGCAUCCUUGAAACUGCGGAAGCGAAGUCUCUACCAAGCAAAGUUCGCAGUUUUGUGGAGGAUUGCGUCAAACUCUGCCAACCCAGUCAAGUUCACAUUUGCAAUGGAUCAGAGCAAGAAAAUAGAUCGCUGAUCCAACAAAUGCAGCAACAGGGCAUGAUUGAAUCAUUGCCAAAGAUGGAAAACUGUUGGUUGACUCGCACCGAUCCCGCCGAUGUAGCUAGAGUUGAGAGCAGAACAUUUGUUGUAACUACUAAACGUAGCGAUGCCAUCCCGAACCGUAUGGACGGCGUUGCCGGACAACUUGGAAAUUGGAUGUCUCCUGAUGAUCUUCCCAAAGCCAUUCAAGAGCGUUUCCCCAACUGCAUGAAAGGUCGCACAAUGUACGUCGUUCCGUUCAGUAUGGGUCCGGUCGGGUCACCGUUAUCGAAGAUUGGAAUUGAAUUAACAGACUCUCCUUAUGUGGUUGCUUCCAUGCGCGUUAUGACUAGAAUGGGCCAGCAAGUGCUUGAAACAUUGGGAGAAGGAGAUUUUGUCCGCUGUCUACACUCUGUUGGUAGCCCACUGCCAAUGACUAGACCUCUGAUAAACAGCUGGCCGUGCAAUCCGGAUCAAACCAUCAUUAUUCAGUGCCCCGAAACCAGUGAAAUUUUAUCAUUCGGCAGUGGCUACGGUGGCAAUUCUCUUUUAGGAAAAAAAUGUUUCGCUCUUAGAAUUGGUUCAGUAAUAGCCAAAAGAGAAGGAUGGCUUGCCGAACACAUGCUUAUUUUAGGAAUAACAAAUCCACAAGGCCAAAAGAAGUACAUCGCAGCUGCGUUUCCUAGUGCCUGUGGCAAAACUAAUCUCGCAAUGUUAACCCCAACUUUACCAGGCUAUAAAGUUGAAUGUGUUGGUGAUGACAUUGCAUGGAUGCAUUUCGACAAAGAAGGACGUUUGCGAGCCAUCAAUCCGGAAAAUGGAUUUUUUGGUGUUGCGCCUGGAACCAACUAUGCGACCAAUCCUAAUGCUAUGCUCACCAUUCAAAAAAAUACGAUUUUUACGAACGUUGCAAAGACGAGUGAUGGAGGAGUUUUCUGGGAAGGCUUGGAGAAAGAAGUUACUGGUGUUGAUAUAACAAGUUGGUUGGGUGACGCUAACUGGACCAAGAGCUCGGGAAAACCGGCAGCCCAUCCGAAUUCCAGAUUUUGCGCACCAGCCAGUCAGUGCCCAAUCAUUGACCCUCUGUGGGAAAGCCCCGAAGGAGUACCAAUAGAUGCAAUUUUGUUCGGAGGUCGCCGCCCGAGAGGUGUACCGUUGGUUUACGAAGCUCUAAAUUGGAAACACGGAGUUUUCGUUGGCGCCUCUGUCAGUUCGGAAGCCACCGCUGCAGCUGAACACAAAGGACGAUCAAUUAUGCAUGAUCCUUUCGCUAUGCGUCCAUUUUUCGGGUAUAACGCUGGUAAUUACUUGGGUCAUUGGCUGAGUAUGGAAAAGCCUGGUCGAAAACUUCCCAAAAUCUUCCACGUUAAUUGGUUCCGACGAAGCACCGAUGGUUCUUUCUUGUGGCCUGGAUUCGGUGAAAAUUCCAGAGUGCUUGAUUGGGUUCUGAAGCGGUGUGAUGGAGCCGAUGUCGCUGAAUCCAGCCCAAUUGGGUUAAUUCCCAAACAAGGUUCAAUUGAUACGAAUGGAUUAAAGGAACAAGUCAAUUGGGAAGAGUUGUUCUCCUUGCCAAAGAACUUUUGGCAAGACGAAGUGCUCGACUUAGAGAAAUAUUUUAGCGAACAAUUUGGCAAUGACUUGCCGAACGCUAUUGCUGAAGAGUUGCACAAGUUGAAACAGAGAGUAAAUCAAAUGUAGGAGUUCUUUAUUCUCUUACUUCUUUUAAUUACGAACAUUCCACUUUCAUAAUAUGGUACUUGAAGCCAGAGAUAAACACAAAUAUUUUACAUUUCGAUUUGAUCUAAAUCCCCCCCCCCCCCCCCCACAAAAACUCCAACGUCAUGACGGCACACAUAUAUUCCUCGGAAAAUUUGCAGCUUGAAAAAUUUCUUUUUAUACUAGACUCUUAGUUAGUCUAUAUCUGUUUCUGAAUGUUAUCGCGUGGGACCUUAUUUUUCCAUGUAUAAUUCGUACACCUUCAUUUUGUACGCGAUCCAAUAAUUGAAGUUGUGUUCAACGAAUUAUUUGUCAGUACUACCCGCCAGAUUGGUAAACGCUCCAUUUGUCUCGAAUUUUUCUCCUCUUCAAAAUGUUGCAUCGUUUUCCAUGGAAUCCUGACAAAAUAUACUUCUUUAUAUUGAUAAA
Molecule: messenger RNA, 2588 nt
Organism: Daphnia pulicaria
Lineage: Eukaryota; Metazoa; Arthropoda; Branchiopoda; Diplostraca; Daphniidae
Product: phosphoenolpyruvate carboxykinase, cytosolic [GTP]-like
Exons: 13
Coding region: 207-2141 (644 amino acids)
Biological process (GO): cellular response to glucose stimulus; cellular response to insulin stimulus; cellular response to dexamethasone stimulus
Cellular component (GO): cytosol
Molecular function (GO): GTP binding; phosphoenolpyruvate carboxykinase (GTP) activity; manganese ion binding
Source: RefSeq, a predicted model, not a curated record